Molecule: messenger RNA, 1353 nt
Organism: Cantharellus anzutake
Lineage: Eukaryota; Fungi; Basidiomycota; Agaricomycetes; Cantharellales; Hydnaceae
Product: PapD-like protein
Exons: 7
Coding region: 1-1047 (348 amino acids)
Biological process (GO): endoplasmic reticulum membrane organization
Cellular component (GO): plasma membrane; endoplasmic reticulum membrane
Molecular function (GO): FFAT motif binding
Source: RefSeq, a predicted model, not a curated record
AUGUCCGCGUACCUCAACCCGUCGAGCCAACUUGGCUUCACCAGGCCCCUCUCCCAAACCAUAACUAGAACCCUUACAAUCACGAAUCCGAAUGAGCUGCCGAUAGCUUUCAAGGUCAAGACGACUGCACCAAAGUUGUAUUGCGUUCGUCCGAACUCUGGCCGUGUUGAACCUAACCAAAGUGUCGAUGUCUCCGUCAUCCUGCAACCUAUGAAGGAGGAACCUCCGUUGAAUGCAAAAUGCAAAGACAAGUUCCUAAUACAGACGACCUUGAUAACGCCGGAACGAGAAUCACUCCCAAUUGGAGAUCUGUGGACUGGUCCGGAGACGGAUGAUGCUACUAAAAUCCACCAGCAAAAGCUUCGUGUCGUGUACCUCCCAGCAGAGGGAGUGCCAAUUCCAGAAGAUGCGGCUGAACAACCCAGCAUGACAUUCGAACAGCGAUUCGACACGAUCAGAGAUAUAUCGACGAAUGGCCAUCCAGCUGCUCCAGAACCCCAACGAGUAUCGCCCUCACCGCCCGCCCCUGAGCGCGCAGCGUCUCCCGCGUAUCUUGUCGCACAGGAAGAGACUACUACGACUACCCAAAUCCAUCCAUCCUCUCCGACUCGUCCUCCACCGGUGCCUGCUCCCGAACCACGAGCACCAUCUCCCAUCCCAGCCCCUAUUCCAGUGUCUAUUCCCGCACCCGAACCAGUGCCUGAACCCAUCCCUGUGCCAGUGCCUGCCCCGCCAACAACCAGUCUCCCAGAAACCGAUGACCUUACCAAUCGUUAUGCCGAUGCUUUGGCUGAAAUCGGAAGACUAAGGGCACUUCUCACAGAAGCGCAGCAACGAGCUACGGCUGCCGUGCCACCUAUCGGUGUCAGACGGCGCACAACCCGUGUUGUGUCUGAAGAUGGUGACACUCUUGCUCCUGAAGGUAGCGAAGAUGAAGAAGGUACACUUGUUGACUCACUAGCAGCGCCACAGGCCGAAGGCGUCCCCGUGCACAUUGUGGCGGGUAUUGCAUUUGCUGUGUUCCUUGCUACCUACCUCUUCUUCUAGGCCAGUUGGUCAAGAGUCAACGGGUUGUUAAUUUUAUAGAUGGAUCUGCCCGUUAUGUUUUGUACGACUGACCGAAUCGAAACGUACAUAUCUCAGCUCUCCAUGGGCACAUCAGCCUUUAUGCUGAAGGGCAAUCGCUGCUGCAUCGACGAUUCUUCCAUCUUGUGCCUGUCGUCCGUCGUUCCUGCACCUUCUCUAUCUCUUCCGGUUGUGCGGUUUGAGCGUCUGCCUUGUUCACUAUCCUGCUCCUUUCAGUGAAGAACAUUGCUCACUGCCAUAUUCUUCCUGUACAUUUAUGGACGGUCU